Cotesia glomerata is the source of this 1836-nucleotide messenger RNA. Its product is annotated as cytochrome P450 6k1-like. The record is from RefSeq and is a predicted model, not a curated record. NCBI's taxonomy places the organism in Eukaryota, Metazoa, Arthropoda, Insecta, Hymenoptera, Braconidae. Gene Ontology annotation, molecular function: heme binding; monooxygenase activity; iron ion binding. Bases 82 to 1611 code for a protein of 509 amino acids. The transcript has 5 exons.
CACUAAUAAUGAUCUUCUAGAUGUACCAAAUAUUUAAACCCUAGACAGAAACAGUAGACAUUAAUCUGUGCAGCAGUAAACAUGCUUGAACAGAAAAUACACUUACAAUUUUUUAAUUACAUUGGAAUAAUCCUGGCAACAUUGUUGCUUUUUUAUUUAUACUGUCGCUACAAACUAAGCUACUGGAAAAAACGCGGAGUGUCUCAAUUUCGCCAGACAAACCUAAUUUUCGGCGAUUACAAAAAUGGAAUACUGUUCCGCACUGCGCCUGGCUACCAUUUGGCGGAACUGUACCAUGAGGUGCCGGAAAAUGUUCCAUAUAUCGGAUUCUAUAUUUUCCACAAGCCCUGCCUUUUGUUGAAGGAUCCAAAAAUAAUAAAGCAAAUCCUGUUCCGUGAUUCUGAAAAUUUCAACGAUCGAUACUUCGCAGGAUCGCCGCAGAAAGACAGCUUUGGGAUGAAAAAUUUGUUCGGAUUAAAGAAUCCUACGUGGAAAUACGUGUGGAGCAAAACUGUUCCAUCAUUCGGCCGGAAGAACGUGAGGCAGAUGGUUCCGUUGAUGAUGGAAACUGGGGAACCUAUGAUGGAAUUCCUGAGGAACGAACCUGCCGAUAAUCGGGGAGUAAAAAUUAUUGACGCUCAGGAUUUGAAUUACAAAUAUGGAGCGGAUCUUAUAGGCAAUAUUGCACUUGGAGUUAAGACUGAUUCUUUUAAGUAUCCAGAUUCUGACUACACCAAAUUCCUUAUGAGCUUCUUCCGAGGAUUUAAACGCAUGAUAGCAUUGGUCACGGUGUUCUUCAUACCCAAACUUGUAGAAAUAAUUGGUUGCAAAAUAUUAUUCGACUCGACAUACUUGCAAAAUAUUUUCCAAAAGUCUAUCAAAUCUCGAGAAGAAAGCGGUGGUAAAAGAGGAGAUUACGUUGAUUCGAUCAUUGAGUUAAAAAAUGAUAAGCAAAAUCCUCUUUGGAAAUUCGAAGGUGAAAAUCUUUUCUUCCAAUCAGGAUUAUUCUUCUCCGGAUUCGAAUCAAGUACUACAACAGCAACUGUGGUCUUGAUGGAGUUGGCACAGAAUAAAGAGUAUCAAGACCGCGCCCGAGAAGAUGUUAAAAAAGCCGUUGCUGAGCAUGGAUGGACUUUCGAAGCUUUUGAUAAUAUGAAGUACUUGGAUCUCUGUAUCGCUGAAGGUGUCCGAUUGUACCCUCCUGUUGUCCACCUUGAUCGGUGCACUCGCCAGGAUUACAAAGUACCCGACACGAAUCUUGUUCUAAAAAAAGGGACUCCUAUUUUUGUAUCGGUAUACGGUUUGCAUACUGAUCUAAAGCACUUUGAAAACCCGAGAAGUUUUAUCCCCGAACGAUUUAGUGACGCUGCCAAUUUAAAUGACGCCUAUUUUCCGUUCGGCGGAGGACCCAGAAUGUGCAUCGGUAAAAAAAUCGGACAGAUGCAUGUAAAAGUCGUGCUUUCCAAGAUUUUGGCUGAGUAUGAAAUCUAUCGGAACCCAGAAGAAAUGUAUGACGUGGACAGACGGUCAACUUUCACUGCAUCUGCCAAUGGAGUCAAUAUUGAAUUCAUACCAUUGAAAAAAUGCUGCAAUAAAUUUAUUGAUCUAUGAAUGCGUUCCAAAUUUUUUAUUAAAUUUAAUUAUGUAUAGUUUUUUAAUUAAGGUAAUAAAAAGCUUGAUCUGGUGAUUUUAGUUACAAAAAUGUUUCAUUUCACCUAAUUGUUGAAUAUAUAUUCUUUAUACAUCAUGGGGAAAGUCUAUGUAAAAUUUUCAACAAAUCAACUUUUUUUUUUUUUUUUAUCUGAAAAUUCAAUAUGUUGAGCAUGUACUGACGAG